This is a messenger RNA of Neolamprologus brichardi, 2633 nucleotides long. Lineage: Eukaryota; Metazoa; Chordata; Actinopteri; Cichliformes; Cichlidae. The record is from RefSeq and is a predicted model, not a curated record.
AUCAGCUCUGUAUUCAGGUUUUCCUUUGAGACAGCUCAUGAAUUUGAACGUUUAUUCACAUUUUUGAUAUUUUAUAAAUUUUGAUAUUAACAGAAGUCAUAACAAGGACUAAAUUAUAUUCACACAAUCAACUUUUUGAUUGAUCUACAACAGCCAUGUUGUUGGCAGGAGCUGGAUGUUUGUUUCUGGGUUUCAUUCUGUGUCUGUCAGGUGUUCAGGGAAAACCAAACAGCAUCUGUGCCUUGAAAGGUUCAUCAGUGAAUCUGCCCUGCUCAGAUCAACAUCCCACUGCAAGAAAUAGCUGGUACACUGGACACGAUACUGUCUCCAAGAUAAUGUUCUCAGUAGAGGAAACACAUGUAAAGUACAGCAUGUCAGCAGAGAGUAAUUUCACUCUAACAAUCAAUAAUCUGACAGAGAGAGAUGCAAAUUUUUACUGCUGCAUUAAAACUGCUGACAGAUCAAAGUGCCAACAAAGUGGAAUUCAUCUCCAAGUUACAGAGCUGCAGGUAAAGGUGAUUCCUGCCACAGAGGGACAGACAGUAACACUGAUGUGCAGCAGCAGUUGUCCUCUGACUGAAAAGCCUGCAGCCUACAUCUGGUACAAGAACAGAGAGUUUCUCUAUGAGGACUGGUCUCCCUGGUACCAAGAGCUGCUCAGCAGUGAGGAAGCAGUCACAUACUCCUGUGCUGUCAAAGGCUACGAGGAUCUCAGAGCCCCUGAAGUCUCUGUGGGUUCCAUCACAGAGACCUGCUUCAGUGUGACCUAUGCUAAAGGGAGAAUGUGUUCUUCUCAGCAGACAUCAGUGGACGAGUCCUGCUCCAUCACAUAUCCCAGAGAAAUUCAUGUCCAGAGGACUCCUGCUGAACACAGAGGUAACAUCAGACUGACCUGUAACAGCAGCUGUUUUCUGACUGACCCUCUGAUUUCCUUUGUGUGGUAUGAGAACAGAAAGCCAACACUGAAUGAGGGAAAACAGAUUCAGUUUUCCAGCUCUCAUCCAGAUGGUUUGUCUUGUGCUGUGAAAGGUCUUGAGGAUAUGCGCUCUGCUGACAUCUGUGUUAGUGAUUCCUGCUGGAUGUUGAAUUAUGCCCACAGCAGAAUCUGUGCUCUGGAAGAAUCUUCAGUCAACAUCUCCAGUAAAUACUCACAUCCUGACUACGAGCAGAUACAGUCUAAAUGUUGGUAUAAAGUCAAGAGAAAUGCUGAGGAGGACGUCAGGAGGAACCUGACUGAGGAUGCAGAUCAUGUGGAGUAUGAUGACAGCAUGAAGAACCAACACAUCCUCAGAUUAAAGAAGCUGAAGAGAGAUGACUCAGCAGAAUACAGGUUCACCAUCACAACAGAAAAUGAAGAAGUGAAACAGUUGGAUUUUCCUGGAGUUACUCUGAUUGUCACAGAGCUGAGAGUGAAGAUGAGUCCUUCUGCAGUGGUGACAGAGGGUCAGAGAGUCACACUGACCUGCAGUACCAGCUGUCCUCUGACUGACAACACAAACUACAUUUGGUACUUGAACAGUCGACCUCUGACCCCAAGACAGAGCCAGAACAAACAUCUGAUCCUUGACCCAGUCAGCAGGGAGGAUGCAGGAAGCUACUCCUGUGCUGUGAAAAGCAACAAAGAUAUCAGCUCUGCUCCAAAGACUCUCACUGUCCAAAGUAUCACAGGAACAUGGACACCAGCAGCUGCAGGAGUUUCUGCAGCUCUGCUGGUUUUAAUACUUCUCACUGUCUUCUGUUUGAUCAGAAAAAAGAGGUCAAGAAAUGAAACAAUGGAGAACUCCACGUAUGAAAGCUUCUCAGCUCAAGAGGAACCUGACUACAGUGAAAUCUGCUUGUCCAAGAAUAAAUCAGAGACUCCCUACUCCACUAUUCAGCCAUUUCAACCACAAGAGCAGGACCAUCACCCCUAUGAUGUUGUGGACUUGAGAAACAAGACUGCUCCCGAGCUCUGGACACCUAGAAACUUUACAACACAUCAACCUAAAGAAGAUAAAAUAUAACAACACAUCUGGCUGUACAGGACUUGAAUGAAUUUGUUGAGAUGUUGGCUUUUUUUUGAUGAGUAUUUACGUGUUGUGGGUGCUCUUGACAGCAUUAAUGGAUACGCUUAUAGGAAUUGAAACUAAGUGACUAGGAAGGCUUAGCAGCUCUUGAUCUUGAGAUGCUCGCUCUCAGGCUCUGCACACACCAAAUAAGAGGAAGCCUCAAAACCAGUGCUUUUUGUAUAGUGUGUAAUUAAAAGCACUAGUCUUUCACACAUUACAAAAUCUCAGUUAAGUCUUGGAAUUUUCCACUGAAUACAUAACACAUUUGAACCGUUUCCCAAAAAUGUGCCAUCUUAGGAGUUAUUACUUUUUAGUAUCAAACUGGGAGUCUUAUUUAACCUAUUAUAACUAUCAUCUACUGUUUUAAUCAAAACUGUUGACUAGCAGGUUUGCAACUCAGAGAUGUUUUGCCAGGUUAUGUUUAUGUUAUGCAAGCAAGUUACUCUUGUAGACUUUUGGCCAUUGCAGAGACACUACAGAAGAGAGAGACUGGUUACUCCAAGACUGCAGAGUUGACAACAGGAUAAGAGGUCAUAGAAACACAACUUCCAGGUGGGGGAAAGAGGUGUCCAACUCCAGUCCUCG